AUUCACCAUUGGUCUUUCGCCCUAGCGUCGUUUGAGCAACGAAUCGAUUGUGUUUAUUCUCUUAUUACUAUUUCGUGAAUUAACUCCAAGAUGAGCAAAGCAAAAGAGGACGGUGCUGAGCCAGAAGAGUAUUCGGUCGAAAAGGUCCUAGACCGACGUGUGAGAAACGGAAAGGUGGAAUAUUUCCUCAAGUGGAAAGGAUAUUCUCACGACGACAACACCUGGGAGCCGGAAGAAAAUUUGGACUGUCCUGACUUGAUUUCAGCAUUUGAAGAAGCUAGAAAGAAAAAAGACGAGCAAAGCAAAAAGCGGAAAACUACGGACUCCGAUGGAAAAGCGUCGAAGAAAAAGACAGAUGAGAAAAAAGUUCAAGGAUUUGAUCGGGGAUUGGAACCCGAACGUAUAUUAGGCGCUACUGACACUUCCGGACAAUUGAUGUUCCUGAUGAAAUGGAAGGAUACGGAUGAAGCUGAUUUAGUACCAUCAAAACAGGCCAAUUUAAAAUGCCCACAAAUUGUCAUUCAAUUUUAUGAAGAACGUCUGACAUGGCAUUCCGGCACUGAUGAUGACAAAAAACAUGAAUGAAGUGUUUUCUUUCCGUCUCUAAUAAAUAUUAACCAAUUAAGUAAC
Culicoides brevitarsis is the source of this 630-nucleotide messenger RNA. RefSeq names its product chromobox protein homolog 1-like. Gene Ontology annotation, biological process: negative regulation of transcription by RNA polymerase II; chromatin organization. Gene Ontology annotation, molecular function: chromatin binding. Gene Ontology annotation, cellular component: nucleus; pericentric heterochromatin. Lineage: Eukaryota; Metazoa; Arthropoda; Insecta; Diptera; Ceratopogonidae. The transcript has 3 exons. Bases 91 to 585 code for a protein of 164 amino acids. The record is from RefSeq and is a predicted model, not a curated record.